AUGCCGAAGAAGCCAGCAGAGGAAGGAAAUGAUUCGAAGGAAGUGCCAGAAGCAUCUGCCCCACAGAACCAUGGGAAAGAGCUGUGCCCCCCGGGAAAUCCAAGUACCUCUGAGAAGAUUCACGAGACAUCUGGACCCGAAAGGCGGGAACAUGCCUGGACCCACAGACUGCGUGAGAGAAAGCAGGUGGUGAUUUAUGAAGAGAUCAGCGACCCUGAAGAAGAUGACGAGUAA
Molecule: messenger RNA, 234 nt
Organism: Nomascus leucogenys (northern white-cheeked gibbon)
Lineage: Eukaryota; Metazoa; Chordata; Mammalia; Primates; Hylobatidae
Product: protein SSX2-like
Exons: 2
Coding region: 1-234 (77 amino acids)
Biological process (GO): regulation of DNA-templated transcription
Cellular component (GO): nucleus
Source: RefSeq, a predicted model, not a curated record